AUGUUGCUUCCUUUGACCAACAACCGAGGUAAGAUUGAGAAUGAGGAAUCAAACCUUGUCGAUAUUCUCAAUAAUUAUGACUGGUCAACAACCUCACUUGGUCCUAUGGACUCAUGGGAACCUGCAUUCAAAGCCUCUGUGAAUAUAUGCCUCCAAACCGCACUCCCUAUUGUUCUAUAUGUAGGUCCUGAUUGGACUUUGAUAUACAAUGAAGCGUGGAGAUCAAUGUUAAUGACAAAUAAUCAACAUGCCUUGGGAAAACCUGCUGCUCAGGUUUGGCCUGAAAUGUAUGACAAUGUUCUUAAACCAAAAUUAGAAAACAUAAGAGCAACAGGAAAAGGCAUAGUUGAAAAUGCUAAAUAUUUUAAAUUUCAACGCAAUGGAAAUGUUGAAGAAGCAUAUUUUGAUUAUUCACUUAGUCCAUUGUUCAAAUCUGACGGUACUGUUUGGGGUGUACUUAAUGCAAUGCGUGAUGUUACUCAAAAUGCUUUAAACAUACAGAGAUUAAGAACUCUUGAAGAACUUAGAAGUAGAACUUCUGAUGCUGUGUCCUUAGCUAGCUCCUGUGAAAUUAUGAAGACAGUUUUACACAAUAAUGCUGAUAUUCCUUAUGCAUUAAUUUAUCUUGUUGAAAAUAAUGAUAGUAAAAAAUCUUUGUCAGGUUUUAAAUCUCAUAUUGCUCAUUUAGCCAUUACAACUUUUGAUGAUGGCUAUAUAAAUGGGAAUGUUGUUUAUGGAAAAGUAAAAAGGCAUUUUCCUGACUAUUUUCCUGAAACUCCUGAAAUAAUUGAUUUAUCUAAGGAUAUAGAUGAGAAUUACAAUUAUAUAAAACAAGGACCUCCUGUAUGA
Messenger RNA from Dentiscutata heterogama, 849 nucleotides. NCBI's taxonomy places the organism in Eukaryota, Fungi, Glomeromycota, Glomeromycetes, Diversisporales, Gigasporaceae. The record is from the annotation of a GenBank genome assembly.